Messenger RNA from Mercurialis annua (annual mercury), 2012 nucleotides. Its product is annotated as receptor homology region, transmembrane domain- and RING domain-containing protein 2-like. Bases 240 to 1586 code for a protein of 448 amino acids. The record is from RefSeq and is a predicted model, not a curated record. The transcript is spliced from 4 exons. NCBI's taxonomy places the organism in Eukaryota, Viridiplantae, Streptophyta, Magnoliopsida, Malpighiales, Euphorbiaceae.
GUCGUCCAUUCAAUCCACAGAUUUCCAUUACAGUCCAUCUUCCUUCUCUCUCCUUCUGAUAAACGGAAACAAAAAGAAUCAAAAGAUCCAAUUAUCCUUUUUUCUAUAUCUUCCUCAUGGAAGCUGAUGUUUUAAUUCUCUGCCAAGAACAUUAAUUAUCCCUUUCUUUUGUGAAUCCCGUUAGGGUUUUGUUUGUGUGGUUAAUUUAUAAAUUUGUAGGGAGGGAAUUGAAUUCAAGAAUGAAAAGGGUUUCUUGUGGUGCUUUAGUAGCAGUUGUUUUACUGUUAUAUUUAUCAGCUGCUUCUUUGAUGACUUCAGCCAGUGUGGUGUUGAUCGGAACCAAUGUUACUUUGUCUUUUGAUGACAUUGAAGCUACUUUUGCUCCAAUGCUUCAGAGCUCAGGGGAAUGUGGCCAGUUGUAUUUGGCUGAGCCGCUUGAUGCUUGUUCGGAUUUGACGAAUAAAGCUGUAAAGCCAGCUUCGAAUGUUAGCUUCCCGUUUGUCUUAAUAAUAAGAGGACGGUGUAGCUUUGAGGAUAAAGUUAGAAAAGCACAGAAGGCUGGGUUUAAAGCAGCAAUUGUUUAUGACAAUGAAGAUGAUGGCGUCUUGGUUUCAAUGGCGGGAAAUUCAGCGGGUAUAAAAAUACAUGCUGUAUUUAUUUCUAAAUCUUCCGGGGAGACACUCAAGAAUUAUGCUGGGCUGAGUAACGUGGAGCUAUGGUUAAUCCCAAGCUUUGAAAAUUCAGCCUGGUCCAUUAUGGCGAUCUCUUUUAUUUCUCUUCUAGCCAUGUCUGCAGUGCUAGCUACUUGUUUCUUUGUCCGUAGACACCGCAUAAGAAGAGAGCGCCCUCGUUCUUCCCGUGUCAGAGAGUUCCAUGGGAUGAGCAGUCGCUUGGUUAAGGCAAUGCCAAGUCUAAUUUUUACUGCUGUUCUAGAGGAUAAUUCUACUUCGCGGACGUGUUCCAUAUGCCUUGAAGACUACACUGUGGGAGAAAAGCUCAGGGUUUUACCAUGCCGACACAAAUUCCAUGCUUUGUGUGUGGACUCUUGGCUUACUUCAUGGAGAACUUUUUGCCCGGUAUGCAAGCGUGAUGCAAGAACUAGCAACGGUGAUCCACCAGCGUCAGAAUCUACACCUUUACUCUCGUCCAGUGCAACAUCUAUUGCUUCUUCUUCAGUGCUAUCAUCAUUUAGAUCUGCAUCAUCAUUAGCCAUUCAAAUUGCCCCAGGAUCAUCACCGUCCCCUUCCGUUUCUCAUAUGCCCUCUCUUUCGACCACUCCUUAUCUCCACCAGUCUCUUAGGUCGUACCAUCAAUCGCCUUCUGCGAGUAUAAGUCGAAACUCAGAUCUUAGGCAUGUGUCUUCUCAAAGGUCCAUUUCUUCUCAUCUAGUUUCAUCCCACUCCUUGGGUUACCCGUCAUUGUCACCUCAUAAUUCAAGAUAUUUAUCUCCAUAUGUUCCGAGCCCAAGUAAUGCUUCACCCGGUUUAAUAAGUUCUUUGAGUCAUCAACCGCGCCUCCUUCAUUGUAGUGAGUCUGCUGCUAGUUUCUCCCCGUUUGCCUCUGCUCACUCACUCCCAGAGUCGUAAUCUGAAAUUCAGUUUAUGGUUGGGAGGCUUCCCUAUGUGCUGCCUGAAAUUCCGAAGGAAUCAACACUCGUGGCGUCCUUUGGACCUCAAGAUCACAUCUUCCUAUAUCAUUUUGUGAUUGGAUUUCACCAAAUGUGUUGAUUCUGUCGUGCCUUACCCGGAAAAAAGAAAUACUUCUGUGUGAUUUAAACAUUGUAUCAUAGAUCGUCAGCUGCUUGUAUUAAUUAAAAGUGAUUAACUGUGGUUUUACGGUUUUCUAGAGUGCUAUGAAUGGAUUGUGUUGUAUCUUGCUCUAUUGAAGUUGAUGUACUAGUAAUUUGAACUGGUGUGUAUAGUUUAACCUUAAAGACAACCAUUGAGCUAGGAAGAGUUUGCAUUGUAUAAGGAUUCUGUCUACUUUAUGGCAAACUGGUAUUCAUUGGCCUA